AUGUGCACAUACAAUCCUGGUACUAUUGUCAAGGGGAGGUGGACUCCUAUUCCAGGUAGCGAGUACACCGCAACAUUUGUAUCUGUAUUUUGGGCGUUCGCAGCAUCCAUUCAGGAUUUCCAUCACUGCCCUCCUAUUAUAUGUGUGGAUAGGACACACUUGUAUAGUAAGUACAAGGGUAAACUCUUAAUUGCGACGUGCCCGGAUGCAAAUAGGAAAAUAUUUCCCCUUGCAUUUGCUAUUGUUCAAGAGGAAAUUCUUGACACAUGGAAUUGGUUUCUGUGUUGUCUUUGUACUAUUACUGAUAGGGAUGACAUUUGCCUCAAAUCAGAUUGGCAUGCGGGAAUUCUCACUAUAGUGCAGCGUAAUCCCAAUUGGUAA
This is a messenger RNA of Malania oleifera, 381 nucleotides long. RefSeq lists its product as uncharacterized. The transcript has a single exon. NCBI's taxonomy places the organism in Eukaryota, Viridiplantae, Streptophyta, Magnoliopsida, Santalales, Ximeniaceae. The coding region runs from base 1 to 381 and encodes 126 amino acids. The record is from RefSeq and is a predicted model, not a curated record.